Messenger RNA from Penicillium antarcticum, 198 nucleotides. RefSeq lists its product as uncharacterized. The record is from RefSeq and is a predicted model, not a curated record. Bases 1 to 198 code for a protein of 65 amino acids. NCBI's taxonomy places the organism in Eukaryota, Fungi, Ascomycota, Eurotiomycetes, Eurotiales, Aspergillaceae. The transcript has 2 exons.
AUGGCAGCAGCUAUCCUCAUUUUGAUCGAACUGGCAAUCGUCUCGGCGAUUCCAGUUUCUAACCAUACCAGAGUUAGUCACAGUAACAGCAGUGCUGAUGGUUUCAGUGGAUGCUACCCAUGUGCCGACCCUGACUGUGGUGUCGCUGGAUCUUAUUGCCAAUGUGCUCAUGGUGAGCAGAAGAUUCUCGUAAACUAA